This is a messenger RNA of Podarcis raffonei (Aeolian wall lizard), 2388 nucleotides long. RefSeq names its product small integral membrane protein 44-like. Lineage: Eukaryota; Metazoa; Chordata; Lepidosauria; Squamata; Lacertidae. The coding region runs from base 785 to 1195 and encodes 136 amino acids. The transcript has 3 exons. The record is from RefSeq and is a predicted model, not a curated record.
AGUUUCAGAAAUGUAUAUGAGAUAUAUAUGAGAACAGAUGAAUAAAAGAAUAAGUUAAGAUGAUUUAGAGUAUGCAGGAAAGGACGAAAAUAAAUUCAAAGAACUGCAGAAAGAAGGGGAAGGGAGACGACCUCGGAUAUGUUAAAAUUAUGGUUGAAUAAUUGUUGUAAUGUAUAUAAAUGAACUAUCUAUCUAAUUUAUAUACAUUACAACAAACAUACACACAUAUGCAUGCUGUGGCCAGCUUCCUGCAAUAAUGUGCUCCCUUCAAAACAAAUUCACUUCAUGCUGAUAGUUGUAACUCCUUUAAGCCACUACAUUUAGGAGAUGUGUGUUCAGUUGACUAUUCUUAUCUUGUAUCCUAGGCUCUUCUCUACUGGUCAUUGACCGAAAUAAAUAUACUACUGUGCUGUUAUCAUCAGCUGUGCAUUCACAAGCCCAAAAUGAGAUCCAACCAGACAAGAAACCAUUCUGUGACAUCACUUGAGUGGGCGGAGUCUUUCCCCUGGGCUUCCCUGGCCAGGCGCUCUCUGCACUUUUCAAAGCAGCGGGCUGGGCAGUGACCGCAGCUGCUAAUCUAUUUGUUGUGCUUCUUCAGCGGAGUCCUGAAACCAGAGGAGCCCAGAACUGCCUCCUUCUCAGCUGCUGCCUGCCAAACUUGCAAAGAAGCAGAUGCGCCAUCAAAGCAGGGGACGAGAACAUAAAAUCCAACAUCACCACCCAGACUCUGCCUGUCCCUGCAGCCACUUAUCCACCAGGCAACAAGGCUCCACAAUAUCAGAACAUGGCUCUCCCCUCUCAAACGUGGCCAAUGAACAUGAGCUCCUCGAAUCGCACCGAGACCUUGGCACUACUUACUCAACCCUCUUCCUCCAAUGAGAGCCCUCUUUACAGUGAAUACCAGCCAGCUGCCUAUGACCUUGUUCCAUUGCCCAAAGCUGUGCUCUACAUGAUCAUGGCCGUGAUGGUGGUGGUGAGUGUGGCCUAUGCCAUUGUCGGCCACCUGAUCAAAGACCUGGCACAUGAUCUGGCAGAUUGCUUGCUGGGGCCAGCGCCUGAGGAGCCUGACGAGGAGGAGCCAGAGCCCCCACCUCUUACAGGUUUCCAGCCCUCCCUCUUGGCCAAGGCCCGCACUUGCAGCUGCUCAACACACCACCACCAAGAGGAGGUUCAUAUAACAUUAGAGGUGACAUAGUGACCGUGGAAGAGCAGGCAGCACAGCCUUGCGGAAAAGGAGAGCAGAGUUCUUGGCUUCCUGAAUUGAAUGGGAGAAAAUGGGCAUGGCAGACCAGCAAAAAGAGCCCAGACGACCACGUAAAGAAGCACUGGCUUGUUCUGAAGCAGUCGUCCCGCCUUCUCAAGGCAACAGCUGUCUUGCUCAACUUCUGGGACUCUGCUUCUCUGGCGCCAUGAAUUCAACUUCCAUGAUUAUCAUUAUUUUUAGUUUUAUAGCCAGUGGCCUCUCCUCCUUUUUCUUCCUAAGAAAACUGAACUGGAGAAUCACUGGAAACUCACCGAACCAGCUUCAUGAACCAGACUACUGCUCUGGGCCUAAGAGGCUUUUGUCUAGACUGCAAGAGGAAGGGCUGGGCUCCAAAAUGGUACCUGCAGGCAGAACCUAGGAAACAAGGAUCUGGAACCACUUGGUUGUUGAACACUGCUUCAGCUUUGUGAUAUUUUACUCCAUGAGGUGGAACAUCCAGAGUCUGGGGAGGGCAAGAGCUACGCACACAGCUCUGGCAUUUCAAAAGGGCUUUUUUGUACAAUAAAGUAAUUAAACCUGUACGCCUUGUGGGCUCUUGUCUCCAAUUGCUGAAUGCUGCCAUUAUGACAAGAAGUUAAUAUGACAGAGGUAGUGACUAUCCUUCCUCAUUUGGCACUUGGCCUGGUCAUGGUCUCAGCUCCUUUUUGAGAGCUUGAAUAUGAACAAAGUUUUAGCAGAACUCCCCAAGCUGUAGAACAUGGACUUUCCUUCUUUGCAAAUCUUCCCCUUAGUAGCUGUAGCCCAGAUUCUGCUUUACAGUUUCCCCCCCUCAAACUGUGUGUGCUUUAUCUGACACCUGCUUGUAGAGACAGCUGUAAAUCAGGAUAUCGAAAUGUGUAUAUACCAAGUCCUUUCCAAACAUUUGCCUCCUGCCAGGCUUCCCAAAAUACAGCUUUUGGUAGGAAAAGGGUCAACGUAAAACCAACCCAUUGUCCUCUCAUGUUCUAAUGCUUAACAACAUUUUAAGAUCAACAGCAGCCCUGCUUGUGGGUUCUUUUGAAGAGGGCAUGAGACACAGAAGGAUUGGGGAUGAAGAUGAGACAAUAAAAUGAUUAUAAUGGAAGAGAAGAGGAAAGGUUGACAUGGAGGCAAAUAGAGGAAAGAAUUCAAGGCACAGAAAUUUU